Hemicordylus capensis (graceful crag lizard) is the source of this 947-nucleotide messenger RNA. It is a transcript of the gene MRPL47, whose product is annotated as mitochondrial ribosomal protein L47. Gene Ontology annotation, biological process: mitochondrial translation. The record is from RefSeq and is a predicted model, not a curated record. Gene Ontology annotation, cellular component: mitochondrial large ribosomal subunit; mitochondrial ribosome. The coding region runs from base 421 to 834 and encodes 137 amino acids. The transcript has 7 exons. Gene Ontology annotation, molecular function: structural constituent of ribosome. NCBI's taxonomy places the organism in Eukaryota, Metazoa, Chordata, Lepidosauria, Squamata, Cordylidae.
GAGUGAAAGAGUUCGGCAUCCCUGAAGCUGUGUAUGGGGCCAUCUUAGAAGCAGGCAUUUAAAAAAGGAAAUCGCGCCUUGAAAAGAUUUAAGCCAGCCGGGCGAAAGGCAUUAUGGGGACCGACUAGUUUGGCGUGGCUGUAGAGACAGAAAACGCUAGAGUCCGCAUCUAUAGAGAUAUAAAAAAGAUUCACUCUUAAUGUUGUGUACAGGAAUACCACAAAAGUAGAGGUGCUUCCUCCCUGCACAUUACUUCAUACAUCAUUGCCUCGAAAUGGGCUUGAGGAAUUUUUUGACGACCCCCAAAAUUGGGGAAAGACGGAAAUCAAGUCUGGGGAUUCCUGGACGGUGGAACAGCUCCGAGGCAAGAGUAGUGAGGAUUUGCACAAACUUUGGUAUGUCCUCCUAAAAGAGCGAAACAUGCUUUUGACGUUGGAGCAGGAAGCAACACGACAGCAUUUACCAAUGCCAAGUCCAGAGCGAUUAGAUAAGAUAAUAGAUUCCAUGGACCGAAUGGAUAUCGUCAUUCAGGAAAGAGAAGAUGCACUGCGACUCUUACAGACCGGGCAGGAGAAGGAGAGACCGGGCGAGUGGAGGCAUAACUUUUUGGGCCGCACUUUUUGGUAUGAAUUCAGGGAAUGGCCAAUUCCCUGGCACUUGAACACGAAGCACAAAAGGAAGCGAUUCUUCUAUUUGCCAUUUGUUGCCCGUUAUAAGAGACUCAUGUUGGAAAAAUAUUUGCGAAAGGAAGCCAGGAGGAAAUCUUUGGAGAGAAAGAAAGAGAAGCUUUUACAGAAAAAAUUCCCUCAUCUUGCCACACAGUCUCAGAGUUAAUAUGGAAUUGGAGUCUCCAGUAACUGGUUGUAAAUGGACAAAUGAAACAAGACCCACUAUGAUAAUCUUUUAAUCACUCUUUUCUUAUUGAAAUAAAGUUCUUUGUUCUGAAA